This is a messenger RNA of Archocentrus centrarchus (flier cichlid), 1564 nucleotides long. It is a transcript of the gene tmem151ba, whose product is annotated as transmembrane protein 151Ba. Lineage: Eukaryota; Metazoa; Chordata; Actinopteri; Cichliformes; Cichlidae. The coding region runs from base 1 to 1533 and encodes 510 amino acids. The record is from RefSeq and is a predicted model, not a curated record. The transcript is spliced from 2 exons.
AUGUCCCCAGCAUCGGCUGCAACGGCCAGUGAAAGCGCCGCCACCACCACCACCGUCCCCGAGGAGGAGACGGAAAGCCCCCGGGAAGAGCAGCAGCCUCAGAAACAGUCUCUGGCUAAGUCCUUGUGUCAGGAAACUCACUGGAAAUGCCUGCUGCUGUCCCUGCUGAUGUACGGCUGUGUUGGGGUGAUGGCCUGGUGCCAGGUGACAAAGGUCACGCGCCUCACCUUCAACAGUGCUUACAAGGGAAACUCUAUGAUGUACCAUGACAGUCCGUGCGCCAAUGGCUACAUCUACAUCCCUCUGGCCUUCCUGGUCAUGCUCUAUGUGGUCUACCUGGUUGAGUGCUGGCACUGCUAUACCAGGAAUGAGUUGCAGUACAAGGUUGAUGUGGACAGCGUAAUGGAGCGCAUCCAGCGAAUGCAGCAGGCUACGCCCUGCAUCUGGUGGAAGGCCAUCAGUUAUCACUAUGUCAGGAGGACGCGGCAGGUGACACGUUACCGUAACGGAGAUGCCUACACUACUACACAGGUCUAUCACGAGAGAGUGAACACCCAUGUAGCUGAGGCAGAGUUUGAUUAUGGGAACUGUGGGAUUAAAGACAUCUCGAAGAACCUGCUGGGCCUGGAGGGUUUCCCCAUCACCAAGCUGAGGUUCACCAAGUGCUUUAGCUUUGCCAAUGUGGAGUCAGAAAACUCCUACUUGAACCAGCGGGCCAGGUUCUUUACAGAAAAUGAGGGUCUAGAUGAUUACAUGGAGGCUCGUGAGGGGAUGCACCUGAAGAAUGUCGACUUUAAGGAGUAUAUGAUUGCCUUUUCUGACCCGAAUCACCUUCCUUGGUAUGCUUCCAACUCCACCUUCUGGGUAGCAGCUGCUUUCACCCUGUCCUGGCCUCUGAGGGUGCUGACAGAGUACCGCACUGCCUGUGUGCACUACCAUGUGGAGAAGCUGUUUGGCUUUGACUGUGUGCCAGUAACGCCAUCUGAGGAGCGGGUGUAUUGCAGACACAUCCCACGGGUCAACACAAUUGACAGCACAGAGUUAGAGUGGCACAUCCGCUCCAACCAGCAGCUGGUGCCCAGCUACUCCGAGGCAGUUCUCAUGGACCUGGCCCAGCUCUCAGGGAGCUGUAACAGCUACUCCUUAUGCGGAGGCAACGGCAGCUACAGGCAGAACUGCGAACGCUGCCACCGUGCCAUAAGCAGCUCCUCCAUCUUCUCCCGAAGCGCCCUCAGCAUCUGCAACACGGGGAGCCCCCGCAUCCCGUUCAGCGCCAGCCGCUUCUCGCUGGGUCGGCUGUACGGCUCCAGGCGGAGCUGCCUGUGGAGGAGCAGCGGGAGCCUGAAUGAGCAGUCGUGUCCCACAGAGAGCACGCGCUGUCUGUCAGGCCAGCAGAACAGCGAGGAGAACCCUCCAGCCUAUCAGGAUGCUCUGCACUUCCCAGUGCUCAUCGUGCAUCGCAACGAAGGCUGCCUCAACCACGACCACCGCUCCCUGCAUAGAAAUGGCUCCUGUGUAGAAACUUCACUAUGAUGACACAAGCUGAGGCCAGGAAGAUGCUUCA